Molecule: messenger RNA, 1528 nt
Organism: Schistosoma margrebowiei
Lineage: Eukaryota; Metazoa; Platyhelminthes; Trematoda; Strigeidida; Schistosomatidae
Source: the annotation of a GenBank genome assembly
GUUUUAACAACCAAACUAGUUAGGCUAACGGGUCGGUAAUUCUGAAGUUUAGAUUUUAUACCUGUUUUGAAGACAAGAAUUACUAUGGAAUUCUUCCAGUCUUUUGGUAAAUGACCCUGGGUAACAGCUAAUUCCUUUAAUAACCUAGGGUGCAUUGCCCAGUGGAUUUGCCUAUAUCAAGCUUAUUCAGCAGACCAAAGACAUCGCGCGUGAACUGAACAUUUGCAGUACGUAAUAAAAGUAGUUUUUUCAACAGUGUUGACUGAAUAGGAGAAGAGGGAAAUUAUUAGAUAUAUGCUCACAAAGGAAACCAGCAGUCCUAGUUAACGAUGUCACGUCUGUCAGUUAACCACAAGUUAGAGACCAUUGUAUCAUUGGAUACGAAAACAAAAGAACUGAUUGUUGAAAUCGAAAACAUUAGUAAAGGAAUCAAUAAUACGAAAUCUUGUCGAGAAAAACUAGAUUGUUACCAAACUAAAAUUAGAGAGAAUCUCGUAACUAUUAAUUCGAUUUUGGAUGAAUUGCAAACGUUCGGACGUGAAACAAACAUUUCAUCUACAAACAGGACACUGUAUGAAGCAAUUGUUCAGAAUAAAAAACAACUCUUUACACUGCAGGAUCGAUAUCGUAAAGCUAUCUUUGCAGCCAAUUCAACUUUAGAAACUGUUGAAAAGGCUGAACUUACUAAUCGUUCGUCAAGAAUUGAAAUCGGUAACAAAAUUUCCAAUUUAGAAGAACAAUAUCAAAACUCAUUGGAACUUACUCAAGAUAUGACAAGGUAUGCUAGACUUCUAGCGGAAGAAGUUCAACGUGGAGCUGUUAAUGCUGAAUUACUUGAAAAUUCAUCAAAUAAAUUAAUCUCGAAUUAUUCUGAACUGAAAGAAAUGGCUGGACAUAUGAAUCAGUCGAAACAUUUAACAUCGUUAGCUCGUCGGCGUCGUUUUACAGAAAGAGUGCUUUUCUUUCUAGCAUUUUCAUUUUUCUUUUUAAGUUGUGGAACUAUAUUUUUACAUAGGAUACCUAUGGGACAUUGGUUUUUGCCAUCUAGUUAUUAGUUUUCUAAUAAUUGUCUAGUUUUCUAUGGAAUUAUUUAUGCAUAAUUAAAUUGAGUUACUUGUACAUCUUCUUUGCGUUGUCCUUUACCUAUUACAUUAUUUCCUUAAUUCUGUUAUCUCGAUUCCUCUUCGGCUUCCUUUCUAUACUCUGCAAUUCAAUUUCCUGCUACCAGGCAUUCCACUUCCGAUUGGGGAUACAUACUACUUAUAUCUGUCAGCCCAAGUAGCAUACACCAGAUGUAUAUUACUACAGAUUCAAUUUUUUAUGUAUAAAAACUACUGUUCGUCUUAAUUUCAAUGUAUAAAUUAAACUAAUAUUUCUGAAUGUUUGUUUUUGGUUAUUUUUGUAUAACUGUAUGGAACAAAUAUAUUAAUUUUUUCAUGUGGUAAGCUACCCAAAUUGAUUAUCUUCUUAUCAGCCUAACAGAAAUUGAUUGUUCAGCAGGUCGAUCAAUCUGUGCUAAUCUUUCCAG